Molecule: messenger RNA, 1850 nt
Organism: Suillus fuscotomentosus
Lineage: Eukaryota; Fungi; Basidiomycota; Agaricomycetes; Boletales; Suillaceae
Product: Rft protein-domain-containing protein
Exons: 5
Coding region: 40-1770 (576 amino acids)
Biological process (GO): glycolipid translocation; dolichol-linked oligosaccharide biosynthetic process
Cellular component (GO): endoplasmic reticulum membrane
Source: RefSeq, a predicted model, not a curated record
CGCGUUAUACUACUAAAAUACCUUAUCAAAAUCUCACCCAUGGACCAACAACCAUCCUUAGGACGUUCAAAAGACCAAGAUGGCGGGUUGUUGAAACGUUCACUUACUUCUUUAUUCUCUCUUAUGGGUCUCCAACUUGGCUCUCGUCUAUUGACUUUUGUUCUGAAUCAAGCACUGUUUCGAUUAGCCUCCCCGCAAGCAUACGGGACUGCUGCAAUUCAAUUUGAACUUAUCUUAAGCACCAUACUGUUUCUCAGCCGGGAAGGUGUCAGGAAUGCGUUACUCAGAGCGUGGCCGCGAAAUGCCACCGUUCAUACUCAAGAGCCAACUUUUAACGACGACGUACCUGCUUCGACAAAUCUAUCUACAUUGCCGAUUAUUCUAGGACUUCCGGUGUCUCUAGCUACGGCAGCUGCAUAUGUUACUCUUGCCAGCUCUGAUGUUCGUCAUCAGCCUCAUUUUCACGUGGCGUUAUCGACAUAUGUGUUCGCCGCGCUAAGCGAGCUCUUCAGCGAACCCAUGCAUAAUCGGGCCAUGGGUGAAGUUCGCACUGGAGCUAGAGUGAGGGCUGAAGGUCUCGGGAUAACGUGCAAGACUCUUGUCACUUAUCUUGUCCUCCUUUACGACUCGACUAGACCAGAUUCCGGAGAAUUCGCGCUCGUUGCUUUUGCUCUGGGCCAACUUGCAUACAGCAGUGUGGUGUUUGUCAGUUACGUGUAUCAGAUGGGGCAUCCCACCUUCUGGCCGACUCGUCUUGCUACACGACCGUCAUCCGAAGUAGCUGCUUCCAGAUCAGCAUUCUAUCGUAUUGCCUCACAAUACUUUGACGUUAGCAGUCUACAUCUGUCUUUGACUAUGACUGGGCAAUCUAUCGUCAAACAUAUUUUGACAGAAGGAGAUAAGAUUGUAUUAUCUUGGUACAGCCCUUUGCAGGACCAAGGAGGGUACGCGGUCGCUGUAAACUAUGGUUCUCUAGUUGCACGAAUAGUUUUCCAACCUCUAGAAGAAAUAUGUAGGGUUUACUUUUCAAGAACCUUGUGCCCACCGGCUGAGGCGAAAUCCACGUCGACUGGGGCACAAUUUGACAGACGCUCACUAGGUCAAGCCUCAGAGAUCUUGCUGUCACUAGUCUCCAUUCAACUAGCUUGUUCCGUCCUUGUCAUUGUAUUUGCCACCAUCUAUCUUCCGGUCUUUCUACACCUAUUGCUCCCAUCACAGUACCUAACAACAUGCGCUCCAAUGGUUCUCGCAGCUUGGAUAUGGUACAUCCCUGCCCUCGCCAUCAAUGGUGUACUUGAAGCUUUCUUCUCGAGCAUCGCAACUUCUCAAGAUCUUCGAAGACAAAGCAGAUGGCUCAUUGGCUUUUCCGUUCUAUUCAUUGUUUCUGUGAUUGGAUUUUACGCCUCGGGCUUUGGUGAUGUCUCUCUGGUUUACGCAAACAUAAUCAACCUGGCAGCCCGGAUAAUCUACGCCGCACGAUACACUUCAGCCUUCUUUGACAGAAAUAAAACUGCUCACAGAUGGCACACCUUGGUGCCAACAUGGCAAUUCCUUCUGGCUGCCGUGUUAUCUUACCUGGCGAUCUCCAUGUCCGAAAUGCAUCAUCAGGCUGCCAUUCUACUUCAAACGAAAGGCCGCAGAGCAAUACUUUCCGUAAUCGUUAUGUCUCAUUUAGCGCAGGGGGCCGGAAUGGGAUUGUGUUGUGUCGCAAUAUGGUGGCUAACGUCUGGCAGAUACCUGGUGAUACGAGCAUCCGUGAAAACUGACUGAUUUACGUGUAUAAUCCAUCGAAUAUUUACUGGUGUCCCCCCACUGUCGAAGCGUAUGGCAUUUUCAUCUCGCAAACUGCA